AGUGCGAACGAGUUUGUACAAGUUGUCGGCGAAACAAGAAGCGAAUAGAAUUGACAGCUGACAGCGUAGAAGUUGAUUGACAACAGUCGACAAGAUCACGAGACGACUAUAAGCCAAAGUAUUCGAAUCGUGUACAGUGCAGUCUUAAUCGUGAACAAUGGAACAGAGUUUUAUACACGAAAGAUACCGAUUAGACGGCGAUUCCAUCAUCAUUUCCGACAGCGAUGAAGAUAACGUCGUUGAGAAUUUCACUACUGCGUCGCUUGACAGACAUGCAUUCGUCACCGACAAGAAUUAUGACGGGGAUUCUUAUGUUUUGGCAAAUUCGACGCCGAAAAAAAAUAAAUCCAUUGAUGAUACACCAGUUGCUGGCCUGGCCAAAUGCAUAGUUCAGAGAAAAAUACAAAUGAUGGAUUCUGAUUCAGAUAGAGAAAAUCUUGCAGAUUCUCUUAUUUCAUAUUUACCGAUUAAAAAUAAUAAUAAAAAAAGGAAAGAUAUUAGUCAUGAUAAUAGUAGAGAAGACAUAAAAGGAUUAAAACUCGAUUCUUCUAAUGAAUCUCUUGAGUAUAAUAAUUUACAUAAACAAAAUGAUAUUGAUCAUGAAAUAUCAAAUCAUAAAAUAUCAGAUAAUAAAAUGCAUGAAAUUGAAAUCCCUCGUGAUGUAGCUGUGACUAUCGAGCUUGAUACAGAUUCCAGUUCUGGACGAAACAGUGAAUCCGAAGUAGCAUUAUCUUCUGAGAAACAAGGAAUUGGUGUUGGAAAUAUAGAUCCAUUAGUAACACAAAAAAGAGCAAUUAUGGUUCGCAAAUUAGAACAGUUUAAAGAUCAAUUAACGAAAACAAAAUUAUUGCUCACUGAAGGGAACAUUGAAAUAUUACCUGAUAAAGGACAGAGAGUACAUGAAAGUAUACGCGAACAAGAAACAGAAAUUGAAAAGUUGACAUUCGACCUAGAAAAAACACCUUUGGUGCAAAGCUUAAAUAGCCAAGAAAAUAAAAUAUCAAAAGAAUCAAUGCGCAUCGAAAAUGCAUCAUACUUGGAUUAUUCGGAUGAUUUGGAUGACUCUGAUGAUUCUGAUGAUUCUGAUGGCUCAGAUGAUUCAGAUGAUUCAGAUUAUUCAGAUUAUUCGGAUUUUGAUAUUAGUGACAUACCGUUGAAUCCAACUACAUUUCCCGAACUAAAACGAUUAGGCAAAAAGGCACAAGCGACAAGAGAUAGAGAACUCGCUCUAACAGUGGAACGAUUAAAAGAUUUGCAUGGAUCACUCGUUGCUCGUCCAUCAGAACACAAAAAAGCGGAAGAUCCAAGGGGAUUAAAAGUACAAUUAAUGCCACACCAGCAGCAUGCUCUUGCAUGGCUUCUGUGGAGGGAACAGCAAAGGCCGGCUGGUGGCGUUUUAGGUAAAUAUCUAAAACAAAGCGAUUAUAAACUCAUUAUCGUUUCUCAAUGGACCACUCUGUUAGAUGUUAUAGCAUCGCACCUACCUACAAUCAAGGAUGCUACAUUUAGCAAAUUUACUGGAAAUGUUGCUAUCAAAGAUCGCCAAAAUGUAGUGGAUUCCUUUAACAGUCGAAAUUCUGGUCCAAGAAUCUUGCUGCUCUCCCUUACUGCUGGUGGUGUAGGAUUAAACUUGAUAGGUGGCAAUCAUUUAUUAUUGUUUGACAAUCAUUGGAACCCACAGCUGGAGACACAGGCGCAAGAUAGGAUUUAUCGCUUUGGUCAGAUAAAAAACGUCUUCAUCUACAAAUUUAUUUGUGUUGAUACAAUAGAGGAACGCGUAAAAGCCUUGCAGGAGCGAAAGCUCGAGAUAGCGAGCAGUGUGUUAAGUGGUGAUAAAAAUAAUGCUUCCAUGAAGCUCACUCUCAAUGAUCUUAAGUCACUGUUCGGUUUUUAAUCCAUUUUAUCUUGUGAUUGAUAUAUAUAU
Messenger RNA from Formica exsecta, 1924 nucleotides. RefSeq lists its product as uncharacterized. The transcript has 8 exons. Lineage: Eukaryota; Metazoa; Arthropoda; Insecta; Hymenoptera; Formicidae. The record is from RefSeq and is a predicted model, not a curated record. The coding region runs from base 158 to 1894 and encodes 578 amino acids.